Phytophthora infestans T30-4 is the source of this 513-nucleotide messenger RNA. Its product is annotated as ubiquitin-conjugating enzyme E2, putative. Gene Ontology annotation, biological process: ubiquitin-dependent protein catabolic process; protein polyubiquitination. The record is from RefSeq and is a predicted model, not a curated record. Bases 1 to 513 code for a protein of 170 amino acids. The transcript has 6 exons. Gene Ontology annotation, molecular function: ubiquitin conjugating enzyme activity. Gene Ontology annotation, cellular component: nucleus. Lineage: Eukaryota; Oomycota; Peronosporomycetes; Peronosporales; Peronosporaceae.
AUGAACAAAGCAAACAAGCGCCGCGAGACUGACGUCAUGAAGCUCAUGAUGAGCGACUACGAGGUGCAUCUAACGGACGAGUCCAAGACGAGCGACCUCGACGUUAAGUUUCACGGACCAAAAGAUACUCCGUACGAAGGAGGCUCCUGGAAGAUCCACGUGACGCUGCCCAAAGACUACCCAUUCAAGUCUCCGUCCAUUGGCUUCGUGAACCGCAUUUACCACCCCAAUGUGGACGAAACAUCGGGUUCUGUUUGCCUGGACGUGAUCAACCAAACGUGGAGCCCGAUGUUUGAGCUGGUCAACAUUUUCGACAUGUUCAUCCCACAACUACUGCGAUACCCGAACCCAAGCGACCCACUGAACGGUGAGGCGGCCUCGUUGCUCAUGAAGGACGCCGAGUCGUACAAUAGAAAAGUGAAAGAGUAUGUGCGGAACUACGCGUCGCAGCCCAUUGAAAUGGGCAACCAGGAAGAAGACAGUGAUGUCAGUGACAUGAGCGAUAUCGAGUAG